AUGCUGAGUAGACGACUACUUGUCGUUGGACGCGCCUUGCGUGGAUUCGCGACUACAUCGUCAGCGCCGGAGGCGGAAGCGACAAAUGAUGUUGACGCCUCUACACAGAGCAGAGUGCAUUCUAAGGAUAUUUCUGCCAUGCGCUCGCGUCAUCGAGUGGUAGCUGCCGGGGGUAUCCCACCCAUGGAAUACGAAUGGGAACGUGAUAGACAUUCUUUGCAACAACGAUUUGGCACCUACGGUCUGGAGAGCGGCGUAGAUGUCCGCCAAUGCUGGCCGACGUUGGAGGAAAUUGAGGAAGAACGUGCGAUAGGCUUCUAUCGGGAAUACAAGGAUGUGCUGCGCGAAGUCGAAAAAAACAAAUUGGAAAAGCAGAAACAGGAUGCCCUGCGGCUGGCCGAAUUGGAGCGAAAUGAAAAGAAGUAUCCUGAGAUUCUGGCUAAAUAUCAGGCCAGUCAAGUCAAGAAGGAGCGCGAGAAAGAUGAAAAGGAAGUGGUUUUGGAAAAGAAAAUUCGAGAAAUCCAGGAAUACUUUGGAUAUUGGAUCGACCCCAAGGACCCACGCUUCGAAGUGAUGUUUAACCAAAAGGAGGAAGAAGAGAAGAAAGCGGAAAAGCUAGCCAAGCGCCUGGAAAAACAAAAGAAGACGAUCGCCGAAGUGCUU
Messenger RNA from Mesorhabditis spiculigera, 663 nucleotides. The record is from the annotation of a GenBank genome assembly. Lineage: Eukaryota; Metazoa; Nematoda; Chromadorea; Rhabditida; Rhabditidae.